GGGAUAUCUGUCUCUCUCUUCUUUUUCCCCUCCCCUCCCCUCCCCUCCUCCUCCUCCCACCAAACCCUAAACGAAGACUUUUUUUUCUUUCUCAGAUUUCGAAUUCUCAAUCCGAUGCUCUAAUUUCUCGAAUCGUUCCGCGGAUCCGGCUCAGACAGAUUUAAUGCUGUUUGGAAUUAAUCAAAUACAUUUGAUGGAUGAUGAUCACAAAAUUGGAUAAAAUGUCUGUUUCUCCAUCAUGGGAGCGUGCCCAACGUUUGUUCGACAAGAUUACUGAGUUGGAGAGUAGGCGUCGGAGGUCUGCCCAAGCACGAGUUCCCUCAGAUCCUAAUGCCUGGCAACAGAUACGUGAGAAUUAUGAAGCUAUAAUUCUUGAGGACCAUGCAUUUUCAGAGCAGCACAAUGUUGAGUAUGCUUUGUGGCAGUUACAUUACAAGCGGAUUGACGAAUUGCGCACGCACUUCAGUGCUGCUAUGGCUUCUACAGGUUCAAACUCAUCCCAAGGUUUGAAGGGACCUACUCGGCCUGAUCGUAUUACAAAAAUAAGACUGCAGUUUAAAACAUUCCUUUCAGAAGCGACUGGAUUUUAUCAUGAUUUAAUAGUGAAGAUCAGAGCAAAGUAUGGGCUUCCUCUUGGCUAUUUCUCUGAGGAUUCUGAAAAUCGAAUUGUUAUGGAUAAGGAUGGAAAGAAAUCUGCUGAUAUGAAGAAAGGUUUGAUAUCAUGCCACCGCUGUUUGAUUUACUUGGGUGACCUUGCACGCUACAAAGGACUGUAUGGGGAGGGGGACUCCAAAACUCGUGAGUAUGCUGCUGCCUCAAGUUACUACUUGCAAGCUGCAUCUUGUUUGCCAUCAAGUGGGAACCCUCAUCAUCAGCUUGCUAUAUUGGCUUCUUAUUCUGGGGAUGAGUUGGUGACUGUUUAUCGAUAUUUUCGUAGCCUGGCCGUGGAUAAUCCCUUUUCAACUGCAAGGGAUAACUUGAUUGUGGCAUUUGAGAAGAAUCGUCAGAGUUACUCGCAACUGUCUGGCAAUGCUAAUACUUCUGCACUCAAAGAGUUGCCUGCACGAUUGACUGGCAAAGGUCGAGGGAAGGGGGAAGCAAUACCUGCUAAAGAUAACAACACAGAAGCAGGCCUUGUUAAGGAAAGAUCAUCCAGUAAUCAGGAAAAAUACAAAGCUUUUUCAAUUCGUUUUGUCCGUCUAAAUGGCAUUCUUUUUACACGUACUAGCCUGGAGACAUUUGCAGAAGUUCUCUCUGUUGUAAGCAGUGGUUUAUAUGAGCUUCUAUCUUCCGGAGCAGAAGAGGAGCUGAGUCUUGGUGCUGAUGCUGUUGAGAAUGGACUGGUCAUUGUUCGACUGGUCUCUAUACUGAUAUUCACAGUUCAUAAUGUGAAAAAGGAAAGUGAAGGUCAGUCAUAUGCAGAAAUUGUACAGCGUGCUGUUCUGCUGCAAAAUGCAUUUACUGCUGUCUUCGAGUUGAUGGGGCAUGUCUUAGAGAGAUGCGUGAAGCUGGGGGAUCCAACUUCAAGUCACCUGUUACCAGGCAUUCUGGUUUUUGUAGAAUGGUUGGCAUGUUGUCCUGAUGUAGCGGCUGGCAGUGAUGCAGAUGAAAAACAGUCUUCUGUUAGAGCAAAGUUCUGGAAUGCUUGCAUACACUUGUUGAAUAAUCUCUUAUCAUCUGUUCCGAUGUCCAUAGAUGAUGAUGGAGAUGAGACUUGCUUUAAUAAUAUGAGCAGAUAUGAAGAAGGGGAAACUGAGAAUCGCCUUGCUUUGUGGGAGGAUUUUGAGUUGAGAGGAUUCAUGCCGCUUCUUCCAGCACAUACAAUAUUGGAUUUCUCGAGGAAGCAUUCUUUUGGAAGUGAUGGCCAGAAGGAAAAAGGUGCGCGUGUUAAAAGGAUCCUGGCGGCAGGCAAGGCUUUAGCAAAUGUGGUCAAGGUUGAUCAAAAAGCCAUUUAUUUUGAUUCCCAGACAAAGAAAUUUGUCAUCGGUGUUGAGCCUUCAAUUAAUGGCGAUUAUAUGCCUACCUCCUUUUUAGGCAUGGCUAAUUCCAAUGAUAAUCUGGAAGAAAAUCAAGUGGAGGACACCAAAAAUCUGGGAGGUCCAUUUCAAAAGCCAGGGUUGACCAUGGAUGGGGAUGAGGAAGAUGAAGUAAUAGUUUUUAAACCAACAGUGGCUGAGAAGAGGCCUGAUGUGGUAGGCACUACAUGGGCUAUCCCCCAGCAUUUGGAACCAUUUAAAUCAGAAGAAAUAUCUCUUGCUAACAACCUAAAGAGUUUGGGAUUUAUGGGCAAUGGACAAGUACUGAAAUCUGACCAUGUAUCAAGUUCGGUUCCAUUCCAACAGCCUGUUAAUGGUAGUACUAGUAGUAUGUUUUACAGCCAUGCAAAGGCUCCAGAAGCUGUGUUGCCGUUUAAGGUUGAUACUAUUGCAUCUUCUGGGCCAUUUGCGGAUGGUUUGACAUUGAAGACGUCAUCAGCUUUGCCCUCUGCUAUCCGUAAAAAUCCAGUUAGUCGACCUGUUAGACACCUUGGUCCGCCACCUGGUUUUAGCCAUGUUCCCACUAAACAAGUGAACGAGUCUAUUUAUAAUUCAGAGUCAAUGGGUGAGAAUCCACUGAUGGAUGAUUACAGCUGGUUGGAUGGGUAUCAGGUGCCAUCUUCAACUAAAGGAAAUGCAUUCAGCAGUUCCAUUAACUACUCAUCUCAUUCAAAUCUCCAUCGCGUUCCUAAUGGGAAUGGCUUAAGUGGAGCAGUGAACUUUCCCUUUCCUGGUAAACAGGGCCCAUCUAUGCCAUUCCAAGCAGAAAACCAGAAAAGCCGGCAAGAAUUCCAUAUGCUCGAUGAUCUUAAACUUCACCAUGAAAUGCAGCUGCAGCAGCAGCAACAACCUGAGCAAUAUCAAGGACAGUCUGUCUGGACAGGCCGCUAUUUUGUGUGAUGCCAGUAUCAAUGUGAUGGUUCUUGAGGAUGAUUUGGUGAAUGUCCGCAUUGCCUUUUGCUACCAAAUUCAAACUCCAACUUUGAAGCUUUGUCAAUGUUAAUUUUCUGUUGGAGCAUUGGUGGUUUGGCUUCUUGCUGGCGCUUACAAAUACCCAGGUUUUGCCAAGCUCUCCAGCCCGGGGGAUGACAAAUAUGGAUAUAUGUUUCAUGGUGCGAAAUUCCUAAGUAAAUGCCUUGUCUGGUUACUUGGGGGUGGAUAGAACGUGUUAAUAAGAUCAUCUGUUGGUUUUGGGGCUUUUUGCCUCCAGCAAUUCGUGGAGUAAUAAAAAUGGUGUACUGACUCACUAGUGAACUGUUGAAGCAUAUAUUGCUUUUGAUAUUUAUCAUCAGCUUGGAGGUGAUAGUAUGUAAUUCUACUCGAGUGCUUUCUUGCGACAAGCUUUGGAGAGCUCGAGUUGUGGACAGGUUGUUGGAUAUGAAUAUACCCUCUUAUCAGAAAUGGGAUGGUAGAUAUGAAAAAUUGCACUUUGAAUGUAGUUAUGUCGUGAGUACAGGGUAUUGGUCUUGGUGUCCUGAUUUGAGACUUAUUAUGUUUUUAUGAGCUUAGAAUGAUGACGAAUUAUUAUCUAACCCUUCAUAUGAAGUUGGGGAGUUUAAUGUAAUAAUAAUUGUGGAUCACAUCCUAUGUUGAAUGUUAGAUCAUAUUGCCUUUUGUUUAGUUU
Messenger RNA from Rosa chinensis, 3660 nucleotides. RefSeq names its product protein SMG7. The record is from RefSeq and is a predicted model, not a curated record. Lineage: Eukaryota; Viridiplantae; Streptophyta; Magnoliopsida; Rosales; Rosaceae. Gene Ontology annotation, cellular component: telomerase holoenzyme complex. The transcript has 8 exons. Gene Ontology annotation, molecular function: telomerase RNA binding; protein binding; telomeric repeat DNA binding. Gene Ontology annotation, biological process: nuclear-transcribed mRNA catabolic process, nonsense-mediated decay. Bases 198 to 2936 code for a protein of 912 amino acids.